Messenger RNA from Oreochromis aureus, 3973 nucleotides. RefSeq lists its product as uncharacterized. The record is from RefSeq and is a predicted model, not a curated record. NCBI's taxonomy places the organism in Eukaryota, Metazoa, Chordata, Actinopteri, Cichliformes, Cichlidae. Gene Ontology annotation, cellular component: extracellular region. Gene Ontology annotation, biological process: lipoprotein metabolic process; lipid transport. Bases 670 to 2463 code for a protein of 597 amino acids. The transcript is spliced from 4 exons. Gene Ontology annotation, molecular function: lipid binding.
AGGAAGCCAAAACUGAAGCUUUAAUAGGGUGUGUACCAUUUAGAUGAUUUAUUUUCACUUUAUUUUUUCAUUACAGAAAAAUCGUGAAUUAUUUUUGCUCCUCAUUGUGUGUAGGAAUUUAACUUAAUUCAUGUGGACUUCAGUGACCAGUGUUUUAACUAAUACACAGAAAUCAUCACUGAGUCUCAGCGUUUGCGUCUUCAUAGACAAAAUAAUAUUUCACAUAAGUUUUAGUUAAAGGUAACAGGGAGGUAACGGGGUGUUUUUAGGAAAUAUCUCCCACUGCAGCUCAUCACAUCUCUAAAGUCUGUCAGUCAAAGAGAUCAGGAAAACAUAAAAACAUUUCUCAUUUUUAAAUCAGCUCUGUAAUAAUGAAGUAAAGUAACAAUAUUCACUGAAGAAGUGUGUUUAUGUUUUUGCAUUUUGCCUUGGUUAGGAUGGGUGGGGGUACUCAGUAAGUCACAUGACUUCCUGUGAUUUCUUUUAGAAGAAGUCAGAUGACUUCCUGAGGCUGACUUGCAGGGCUUUAAAAGAGCAGCACUCACAGGGUCUCUGGUCAGUGUUUCUCAUCGUCUGAGCAGGCUGGAGUUUGGCUGCAAGGCAUCGACCAGCUGUAAUUUACUGGAACAUUAAGAUCAGCUGUUGAUCCCUUCCUGGUGUGAUCUCAUCAUGGAUGUCGCCAACACCCUGGUUGAAAAAAUCUUUUCCUUUGUGGCUCUGCUGAAAAAAUGUGCAGACAAGUUGGACAAAUUGGCCAACGAGUUGGAGGAAAAUAAGAAAAAUGUUAAUGUCACUAAAGUUGUUGGUAGUACUGUGUCUGUAGGCGGGGCAGCUGCCAUGACUUUAGCUGGUGUAGCAACCUUGUUCACAGGUGGAGCAGCAUUACCUGUUAUAGCUGCUGGUGGUGCAAUAGCAUCCUGGGUUGGUUUAGCUACCAAUGUGACUACUGAUGUUGUGGAUGCCAUCGUUUCAAGUUCCACCUUAAAAGAGGCAGAAGAGGUCUCGAACAAGAUUAAAAACCUUCAUGCAAAAAUGGAGAAACUUGUGGAGUCACUGAAAAAGGAAGUGCAGAGGAGAGCAGAGGACAAUGGUUCCUGCGGCGAUGUGAUGGAAUACAUCCUGAGAGCAAUGGCCGAACGCAACGGACUGAAACUGCACGACAGUGUCAGCUUAAAAAAUAUCAUGUCUUAUGUCUUCAAAGAUGUGAUGUCUGUGGAAGCUCUUUUUCAUCAUACUCUGCUGUCAAUAGGCCUGUCUGUCCUUUCCCAAGCAGCCAGAGGAGCAGGAAAACUUGUGGCUGAACGUGUGGGAGGAAAAGCAGCAGGGAAGGCGGCAGGGCAAGCAGCAGGGAAAGCUGUAGGACGGAUCGCAGGAGGAGCGGUUGGACUCGUGUUCUCAGUCCCAGAGCUCAUUGAGAACUGCAAAAGCCUGGACUGCUGUCAGACAGAUGCUAGUAAGAACCUGAGAGAGAAUGCUGAAUCCAUACGUGCCGACUCCAAGGCGAUGCAAAGGGAACUUGAAAAAAUUGAAACAAUAUUUCGGAGGCUCGCCAGAGUUAAACACUGCAUUGAAAACCCACUGAGGAGCAGAGCUGACAGGGAAUUUUUAAUAGAGUUUGUACAGGAACAGUGUAAAGAUCAGGAACAAUCUGAAGUUAUCCAGAAAUGGCUGAUAGAAAACGUAGAGUCUCAAGUCCUCUUUCAACUUGUGGACAUGUUUAAUUGUAUAAGAGAAAAGAUUGAUGAAGAAAAAAAGAAGAGACGAAGAAGAAAAAGGCCCGUUCGUAUCACCUUUGUAGCACAUGGAGAAAUAGACUCUGCCUACAUGAUCCCAGCCGGCUGUUUGAUGCCACUAUCCUCCAUCACAGAUGUAGUCUUGUAUUCUCCCUGGAACUGCUAUAUUACUGCUGAUGCAGCCUAUGGUAUCGCUACAGGGCUCAUAAGGCUGAAGGACAGAAUUUUUUUCUGUGCUGAUGAAGAAUGCUGUCGACAUUUUCAAAAAAACCAUCGUCCUGAUGUUCUGCCAGUGAGGUGGAAUUCAAUGCAGCGUGAGCAUCGUGUCAUUCCAAACAUUAAAGUGAGCCCAAUGAAUCCACCAGAAGAUGAUGCAUAUAUUCGGUUUAAGUUUUUGGAGGAGACACACGGGGCGCCUGGCCCAGACUACGUUACAGUUCUGUAUUUGCCCCCAGGACCGCACUGUGUCCCAUUCUACAUUAUCACUCAAGUCUUGUCCCUGGUGCUCUUUUUCUGCGAUUAUGAAGCCAGCCUCCAUCUUGCUGCCUGUCUGGGUGACACAUGUACAUCCACCCGUUACAUGUACAACAAGAAUUGUCUGAAGUUGCAAUAUGCCUACACUAUUGACAACACAGGAAUGACGAUUAGGUCGGACAAGUUUCCCAUCAGAGACCCUGAGCUGUACUGGGCUUUGAAGGCUCUCUUUGGCUCCACAUAUCCCAGGCGUUAGAGCUCGUGGCACUGUAGGACAAAUUGGAGAUUCAGUUAAUGAGCUCAGUUCAUUUUAUCUUUAAAGAUUACUAGGUGGGACAUGAAGGUUUGAUUUGAAAACAAAAGCUGAAUUCCUAAUGAGCUCUAGUCUCCCACAUGUGGACGUCACAGGUUUUAAACAUGAUGUGUGACACUCGGAAUCACAGAGUCUUGCUCAAAGAUGAGUCCUGGAAAAAUAAACCGUAAUCAUCCUUUGCUCAGCUCUGUAGGGAGUUAUACAUUUGUGCUGGAUUGUUUGUUUUUUUUCAGCUAUAAUACUUAACUUUAAUAACAUUCAAUAACCACAUUUACAAGAGGGAGGUAAGGAAAGAGGAAGUAAAUUCACACACACACACGUGGCUUAUUAAUAUGUAAUAUUAUAUUCAAGUUAAAAAAAAUUUAAAGAUUGAUUUCAACUGAAAUGCUUUAUGUACAGUUAUUAACCCUUUUUCAAUAAUUAUAGAGUUUAUUUACACAAGGUGUAAAUAUAAACCUUCGAUGUGAUCAAGUGCACCAGCUCAGCAGCUGAGGUUAAGAAGCUCGACUGCAGAGAAACUCUGAUGUAAUAAUUCCUAAAAUUAUUGAGUGUUUAUUUGUUGAAGUGGAUCUUCAUGAAUGAUGAACUAAACAGUUAUGCAGAUGCAUUAAAGGUUGCACAUCUAUAUUAUGAGUCAUUAUGUCAUUUUUCUUUUGUCACGUUAAGUUUUUGAAAAGUUGUGGAAAAGAAACUAACAUGACUGUUUGAAUCUGGUUUGUGUGAUUGCCGUGUUUUUGACCCAGUUUCUGAUUAUUGUGUUGUUACUCAUCCUUUUGGAUGUCUGUUUUCAUACUUUAGCAUUAUAUAAGUUCUCUCUUUGUUUAGUCGUUAGUUGUGUAUUUUCUGAGUUUUCAUUAUUUACUUUUCUAUCUCAGUGCUUCUUGUUGUUCAUGUUUGAUCCUUUGGUUUUUUUGUCUGCCUCUGUAUCAUCUGUGUCUCGGUCACAUACUCGUGUCUGUCUCCUUUCUCUGUUCUGCGUCGUGGAGCCAAGCUUACAUGUGUUAGUCUCAGUCUCAGCGUGUCUUUCUUGUACUUCCUGUUUUAUUUUGACAGUCUUCUGUAAUGUGCCCUUUGUGCUCAGUUUUGCUUAACCUGUUCAGGGUCCUAGUUUUGCCUGUUUCAGGUACAGUUUCAACAUUUUGUGUAUUUGAGUUUGUUCAAUCUGUUUAUUAGCAAAUAAAUCUGUCUCUCUGAGUUCACUCAGUUUCCGAGUCCUGCAUGUGGCUCCUCCCCUUCCUACAACACAGUAUUACAUGACAUUUAAAAUGAUUUUGAUCUUUUGGAUUUCUCUCUUCAAUUUAGCACAACAGGAAUGUAAUUUUCACCGCUCUUAAUGCAGUUCUCGUACAGUCACCUGUACAAAGACACUUCAGCAAUCAAAACCUUUUUCAGAACAUGUAAAGUUGGUCAGUUUAGCUCUGUGAUGAAUCAAUAAAAGACUUUACGACUUAGA